Dreissena polymorpha is the source of this 3197-nucleotide messenger RNA. RefSeq names its product protein PIF-like. Bases 1 to 2037 code for a protein of 678 amino acids. Lineage: Eukaryota; Metazoa; Mollusca; Bivalvia; Myida; Dreissenidae. Gene Ontology annotation, molecular function: chitin binding. The record is from RefSeq and is a predicted model, not a curated record. The transcript is spliced from 14 exons. Gene Ontology annotation, cellular component: extracellular region.
AUGUUUCGUGGUUUGGUUCUUUUUCUGUCGUUGGGCCUGCCUGCCCAAUGGACACAAGUGAAUGGCCAAGCCUGCACUAACCAGGCUGAUUUGUUUUUCGUCUUGGACGGAUCGGAGAGUGUCACAGAUGAGAACUUCAAGGCUACGAAGACGUUUGUCGUCGAGGUGCUGCGUAAUUUCAACGUAAGCAGGGGCAACGUGCACGUAGGUGCAAACGUGUUUGGCAACUCCGUGUACGACCGCAUCAAACUGUACGGCCCCACGCGCGCCAUGUACAUCCUGUUCGAGGCACGGUUAGGAUCCAUGAGCAGGCUUAGAGACCCAGGCACAGCCACCUACCUCGCCAUAGAGGAAAUGAGGGCAGACUUUAGGACGGAAGGUCGUAAUGUGAAGAAGAUUGGCGUUGUCAUCACGGACGGGAAAUCAAAGAACGUGACGAGGACGUCCGAACAGGCGCAGUUAGCCCGUGGGGAGGACAUCAGCAUGAUAGCGGUUGGGGUCGGAGACAUGAACAACAUUUUUGUACCGGAAUUGACGAAUAUUGCGAGCUCUCCCGGCUCUGUUUUCAUGACGCAGAACAUUUCCGCUCUGAGGCAGACUAUCACCGACGCCAUAAAGAACUUCAUGUGUCCAGUAACUACAACAAGCACAACAACAACGGCAACAACCACCACCCCGGCAACAACAACAACCACCACCACCACCCCGGCUACAACAACAACAACAACCACCCCGGCUACCACAGGAACAACCUCCAGCACAGCUACAACAGCAACAACCACUAGCCCGGCUACAACAACAACAAUUAAAGCCACUGUAACAACGGCAACUGUUGUCACGACAACUAGCACCCAACGGCAAUCAUCACCGGGAGCUGGCAACGACCUCGAUUGCCCCGACUGCAUGAUUGACAACGGACACGGGUUCUGGAGGCACCCCCAGAGCUGUGAAAAGUACAUCGAGAUCACCGCUGACGUCAACGGAACCCGGAAGUACACGACCCGAAAGUGCCGAGAUGGACUCUUCUGGGAUCAGUACUUCACCACGUGUCGUCUACCCGAGCAAGUGGACUGCGCCAUCGAUCCCUGCAAGACCCAGCCAAUCAUAUCGUAUGACGUCGAGAACGUGUGCGGCGCAUACAUCCUGUGCGCAGGUGGGAGGAGUAUUCGCGCUUGCUGUCCAAUCAAUGAGCGAUACGUGCCCGGACGUGGUUGUGUCCAAGAUCCCACGUGCGCGGACGCUUGCGGGAACACCGAUGAGACUCAUUUGAUGCACCAGACAGAAUGCGACAAGCGCCCCUACCCUGCCAGCGGCAACUUCUAUAUCCAGUCCCCGGGAGCGGGUCACCUUGAGAUCGUGAUGCCCUGUCCCCCGGGCACCCUGUUCAAUGGGGCGACCUGUAUGUGCGACAUCAUGGACAAUGCGCCUCAGACAGGAAAGCUUGCAGGAUGCAACCCUAAUGCCAACUUCACGUUCGACGUGGACGCACGCGACAUGUCGGGUAACCACGCCUACGCCGGUACGGAGCUGGUAGAUUUCCUCGGGGGAGAAGCACGUUUCCAGGGUAACGGUCUGGUGAACAUAUACCGCUUCUCCAUGGAUGACUUCUCCCACGGGUUGGUGCUGAGGAUGGUGGUGACGCCUUCAUCACAGGGCAGCAACACCCAAGCCCUUGUCACCAACUGUGUGUACAGCACGGAGCAGCGGUCCAGCAUCUCCAUCCGGUUGGAGCGGGGACCCAGCGGUAACGUGGCCGUGUUUACCACUGACACUACCCUGGGUACACAAAAUGUCUCCGUACCGUACAAACUGGACGUAUCAAACGAGAUAGUGUACAUAUACGACGGAUCCAAUCUUACUGGGAUGGUCAACGGAGUGAAGGUGAAAAAACCGCUAGAUGGUAAUAUUCUUAUGCGUCGAAGUGGCGUUAUUAUCGGAGGUGGCAGCGCAUUGGACUCUCUCACCGGAAAUGUUGAUGAGUUCCAGUUAUAUAAAGACUGUUUCCCGACCUUUGCUGAAGCGGCGCGCAGUCCUUAAUAUACGAGCUAUAGACAAGUUGGACUCAAAUACUAUUUUAACAUAAUAGUCGACCACAAAACAUUCACAUCAGCAAAUGUCAAUAUUUUUUAUCAAAAUCCAUGUGUGAUGAAUAGAAAAAAUAGUCAUUCUGACAUGCGAUAUGGACUCACAACUACAAGUAAUCAAAAUCCAUUUAUGUUAUAACAUAUUGUAUGCAUAAAUCAUUGUUUUUAAGUAUAAUGGUAAACUUUUAAAAUAUGUAUAUCCAUGCAGUGGGUAAAAUAGUAUUUUAUAGAAGUUCUUAACCGAAAUGUCUAUUCAUAACAUAAAAUCAACAGCAAUCUGAGAUCUGGGCCCGUAUUCACCAAACAAUUUUUAAACUUAAGUCUAAGAAUAAAGAACAUUCUUAAAAUAGGAAUUUUCAAGGAUUGCUUUAAUUUUAAGUAAAUCUUGGAAUUAACCUCCUCUAUAUACAUCAUUCUUCAUAUAGAACAUGUUUUAAAUGACAUAAUUACCAGAGGUAGCCUGUAUACAUGUAUAUUCAAAGGCUAAAAGUUAUUUUCUUGGUCAUAAGUCUAUUUUUUAUUCUUAAGUCUAAGAAUGGGUUGGUGAAAACGGACACAGGAAUUUUUUUCGGUAAAUUAAGAAUAGUCUCUACAAAAAUAUCCAUCACAGUGUAUAGUGUUAAGGCCAUCACUUUGUCAUUAUAACUAUGCCAAAUACAAAUGCCGUUGACUUAACAUUGAUAUUUCCUAUAAAUAUUUUAAAUGUUUCUAUGCAUUCGUCGUUAUGAUCUUGUUUUGUCUAUUGUUUAACUCAAUGUGUUAGGUUAACUGAAACAUUUAUUACAUACGUCACAUAUUUUCUCGUUACCUGAAUUGCUUUUUUUCUAUACAAGUGUAACAAAUUCAAAUGGCAUAUUUGAUUUCCUUUCGUUUUAUUAUACUACUGCAGAACAGGUAUGCGAUGCCAUUUUUUUCACAAAUUCGACAAUAUUAUUGUUACAAUCACCUAUGCGAGGUCCCAACUUAUAUGUAAAUUUUUACACCUUAAUUGCAGAGUAAAUUACGUACACUAGACAAAACACACUAAAAAUCGUAAAUACUGUUAACAGGCAAAAUAAAGCUGAUACAAGAAGCACUCUGUAAAAUAGUGACCAAUUCGUCAGUCAGUGAAAG